Messenger RNA from Linum tenue, 3132 nucleotides. The record is from the annotation of a GenBank genome assembly. Lineage: Eukaryota; Viridiplantae; Streptophyta; Magnoliopsida; Malpighiales; Linaceae.
CUAAUUUCAAUUAAGUCUCUCCCUCCCCACGUGUCCAGCCUUUCCAUCUCUCCACCUUUUGAUUUCUUUAAGCCAGCCAUCCAGGGUUUUUUGUAUUUCACUCUUUUUCUUUUGACUCCUUGCACUCUAUCUCAUGCGCUGCUGUCCCAUUUCUUGACUUUUAUUUUUGCCGCAAUUGUUUUUCUGAGUUUCGUUUUCACGGGGAAUGCUCAACCAGUCCCCUCCAUAAAAACCCCAAUCGGAUCCGCAUCUCUUCUCCGCAUCUCCAAACCAUCUCCCUCCAAUCCCACCCACCCAUUUUUCUCUCUCUCUCUCUCUCUCUCGAGUCGCGGCGUCACUCCCCCUACUGACUGCCACCAUGAUGAACGGCGGCGCCGCCGAGACCCCUCGGACAUUUGUGAAGGAAGUGAAGCGUAUCGUCAUCAAAGUUGGGACUGCUGUUGUCACAAGAGGUGAUGGAAGAUUGGCACUUGGAAGAUUGGGAGCGCUCUGCGAGCAGAUUAAAGAGCUGAAUUACCAGCAUUAUGAAGUCAUUGUUGUUACCUCUGGUGCUGUUGGCCUUGGCCGCCAAAGGCUGAAAUACCGCCAGUUGGUCAAUAGCAGUUUUGCUGAUCUCCAAAAGCCACAAGAUGGUCUCGAUGGUAAAGCUUGUGCUGCUGUUGGGCAGAACUGUAUCAUGGCCCUUUAUGACACACUGUUUAGUCAGUUGGAUGUGACAUCUGCUCAACUUCUCGUGACUGAUUCAGACUUUAGGGAUAAAGAAUUCAGGAAGCAACUUAAGCAUACUAUAGAGUCGCUGAUGUCGCUAAGGGUUGUUCCCAUAAUCAACGAAAAUGAUGCUGUUAGUACUAGGCGAGCACCAUACGAGGAUUCUUCUGGUAUAUUUUGGGAUAAUGAUAGCUUGGCAGCUUUGUUAGCACUGGAGCUGAACGCUGAUCUUCUUGUUCUGCUGAGCGAUGUGGAGGGUCUUUACAGUGGUCCACCCAGUGAUCCAGAGUCGAAGUUGAUUCGUACAUACAUUGAGAGAGUUCAUCUGGGUGGAAUCACAUUUGGAGACAAGUCCAGGCUGGGAAGAGGGGGCAUGACAGCCAAAGUAAAAGCUGCUGUAAUGGCGGCUAAGGCAGGUGUCCCUGUCAUUAUAACCAGCGGAUUUGAUCCUGAGAGCAUACUGAAAGUCCUCCAAGGAGAUGAUGUUGGCACUCUCUUUCACCGUGAUGCUCAUUUGUGGGUCAAAACCAAAGAAACAGGUGCUCGAGACAUGGCGGUUGCAGCAAGGGAAUGUUCUAGAAGGCUGCAGGCACUAUCUUCAGAAGAUAGGAAAAAGAUUUUGCUGGACAUAGCAAAUGCUCUAGAAGCCAAUGAAAAAGUAAUCAAGGUUGAAAAUGAGGCAGAUGUUGCUGCUGCUGAACAGGCUGGAAUGGAGAAGUCCUUGAUAGCACGGCUGGCUCUAAAGCCUGGCAAGAUUACAAGUCUUUCAAAAUCAUUACGUGUCCUUGCGAGCAUGGAAGAUCCAGUCGGUCACGUUUUAAAGACGACCGAGCUUGCAGAUGGUCUUGUGUUAGAGAAGACAUCAUCUCCUCUCGGUGUUCUGCUAAUUGUUUUUGAGGCUCGGCCUGAUGCACUAGUGCAGAUUGCUUCAUUGGCGAUCCGCAGUGGAAAUGGUCUCCUACUCAAAGGGGGAAAGGAGGCCAGGCGAUCAAAUGCAAUUUUGCACAAGGUGAUCACUGAUGCCAUUCCAGACCAUGUUGGGAGAAGGCUUAUUGGACUGGUGACCUCAAGAGAUGAAAUUCCUGACCUACUUAAGCUCGAUGAUGUAAUCGAUCUUGUCAUUCCUAGGGGCAGCAAUAAACUGGUUUCGACUAUCAAAGCAUCAACCAAGAUCCCUGUUCUGGGUCAUGCAGAUGGAGUCUGUCAUGUAUAUGUUGACAAGUCUGCUAAUAUGCAAACGGCCAAGCGUAUUGUAGUGGAUGCAAAAGUGGAUUAUCCAGCAGCCUGUAAUGCAAUGGAAACACUUCUAGUGCAUAAGGAUUUAGUGUCCUCUGGUGGCCUGAAUGAGCUAGCACUUGAACUUCGGAAUGAAGGUGUGGUUCUGCAUGGUGGGCCAAGGGCAAGCGAGGAGCUGAGCAUCCCAGAGCCGGCAUCAUUACAUCAUGAGUACAGUUCCCUUGCAUGUACUGUUGAGAUUGUUGACGAUGUGCAUGCUGCCAUCAAUUACAUACAUGGACACGGAAGUGCCCAUACUGAUUGCAUCAUAUCAGAAGACCGUGAAGUUGCAGAGACCUUUUUGAAACAAGUUGACAGUGCUGCUGUUUUCCACAAUGCCAGCACAAGGUUCUGUGAUGGAGCUCGGUUUGGACUUGGGGCAGAGGUUGGAAUCAGUACGAGUAGAAUCCAUGCUCGAGGCCCUGUAGGAGUCGAAGGAUUGUUAACAACCCGAUGGUAAUACCCGACACUCCAAUCUCCUUUCAUCCCCUGCCCACAUGUUUCAUUCCAUUUUUAAACAAAGAAGGACCCUUUUCUUUUCCUGAACAAGCUGCCCUAUUGCUCUACGUUGCAUUUGCAGGUUACUGAGAGGCAGUGGACAAAUAGUAGAUGGUGAUAAGGGUGUAACCUACACCCACAAGGACUUAACUACUGUAUAGCUUUCCAAGCAUCAUCACCAGAGGAAGAAGAUUGAGCACUUUGCUUGCCAUCUUAGCUGCGGGUUUAAUAAAACAUAUCAUCAUCAUCAUUAGGGGGUGUUUAUUAUUAUUGUUAGGGUGCCCUGUAAUCUCUGCCAUGACCUUAUGUUACUGAAUAAGUUCUCCAUUCUCUUCUAAGUUCCUAUUGUUGGAAGCGUUAAGUUAUUGUGGCGAAAGAUUUAAGUUAUGUGGGGCCUCUUCCGAUCCAUGACCAGUUUGUAGGCUGGCCAGAUUUGGGAACGUGGAGUUUGGGAUCUUUUGAGUGUCUCUUUUGGCCCCCCACACUAGUAGUUAGGAAAGCUCAUUGUAAUGCAGUUGGAUAUUUUAAGGUUUUAACAUUUUCUGUUGUCAUCUCUUUCUUAAGCUGUAGGUUUCUUCUGUUAGGGCUGAUAAUGAGGUUAAAUAAAGACUUGUCAUAUGUGAUAUGCGUUUGUUUAAGUUCUGAGCCUGG